AUGCCGCCGUCCGCCGCUUACUCCGCGACACAGCCCGAGUCGACUGCCGGACUGUAUGGCUGGCACCUGCCCACAAAAGUCGCCUUCGUGGCCGAGGCCAAACUUCUGCGAUGCAACCAGUUCUGCCCCUCCACAUACCCUUUCGCAGAUCCCCAAACCGAUCGCAGUGUGGCCGAGACCUGCGGCCACAACGAGGGCAGCCAAAGUCGACCGCACGGAGUCUUCGGCAAUUCUCUUACGCCGUCGUUCUCUUUCCCUUCCGCAGAAUGCCGCGGCGAGCUGUACCUUCAGCCUGCCAAGACAGAGGUGAGCACAUUCACCCGGGAGAACUUCUUCGUGACGUGUAUGGGUAGCUCCAGCACCGAUCAGCAGUCUCUGACAUGGAAGGGCCCGGACGGCAACCGCAUCACCGACCUCAGCGGACGAAUCCACAUUGAACCACCUCAACCCGGCAAAUCCGGCCUGAAUCUUGUCGUGGAAGAGGCCUGGGAGUCUGACAAGGGCACGUACACUUGCUCUGCGCCGGCGCAAGCCGAAGAGAUCUCCUUCAACCUUAUCGUCUACCGAGCGAUCACAUUCGAAGGCACGCCUCAGCUUCAGCAAGGCACCGAGGGCGAAGACUUCACGCUCCAGUGCAGCGCUCAAGCCGAGCAGAAGCCAGUCGUCUCCUGGACCAGGGACUCAAUGUCCAUCAUUAACAACAAGAAGUACAAGAUGGAAGGCCAGUCUCUACUCAUCCACAACCUGUCUCGACACGACGCCGGCAACUACACGUGCAGCGCAUACUUGGCCACCCCGCACCUCUCCUCAGUCAAGUCCAUGGUGGUGACUCUGCAAGUAAACUACCCAGCGGAGUGGAAGCAGCCCAUCCAGGAUGCUGCCUACUCCAGCGUCGGAGCCAUGGCCGUGCUGCACUGCGAGGCCGGAGGUGUGCCCGAGCCCAGCGUCAACUGGUUCCGCGACGACCAGCUCCUUGAGCCCGAUGAGCGACGACAGAUCGUCGGCGACACAGGGCGCAGUCUGAUACAGAUCAAGGUGACUGAUGUGGCUGACUUCGGCGAGUACAUGUGCCGAGCUCGCAACGACCUGAACGUACUGGAGCACGUCAUCACCCUUAAGGAAGGAGAGGCACCCAAGCCCCCCAGGGUGGCCGUGGUGGACUCCAAGCCGAGCACGCUGGUGCUAAAGAUCGAGCACCCGCGCGACGAGCCUCUCCAAGUGGUGGGAUUCCGCGUUGAGUACAAGACCGACAAGGACUCCAGUUGGGACAGUGCCGAGCAUCAGGAGUACGACACUGGGAACGGUAUGCAGUACGUACUGCGAAACCUGAACCACGACACCAGCUACGCCAUUCGCGUUUCGGCGCGCAAUGCGGCGGGCUACGGUGACUUCUCCGACGAGAUCUACCACCGGACCAAGGACCCGCAGCACUACACUCAGCACAACACGAACGCCGCCGUCGGCGUCGCCCAAAUCGCACCCGUCCUCGCCUCGUUGAACUGUUUGCUCUUGCUCAGGCUUUAAUGGGCAACUCAGAGAAAUUUUGGUUAACAUAGAAAAGGGGAGUCAAUGUUCACUCCCCAAUACCGGAACUUAUUUUUGCUGCCUCUGAAGGAACCUUAUCUAAGCGGGUGACUGACGUAGAGAGCUAUAAGAGAGUGAUCGCGACCUUCUGUUUCAACCUCAUUGAUCAUCACGAUAUUUUGACUGAAGAAUCCAAGCGAUUUGAGACGCCGAGUCUUCUAAUAGGUUUAACUGCAAACGACUUAACAUCGUAGAUAACGGUGGCGAUCAGUGUUACGACUACAAGGUUUUCAUUUGUGCAUGAUAUAGCAACGCUGGUAUGCUGAGCUGAGGUCUAGGCUCUCGCGGCAUCGUGAAUUGUGCGCGAUGUGGACUUUGGUGCUUGCUGAGUCGAAACAGUGUGUUGGGAUCUCUCGCACUGCUGAGUAAUCGGGAACACUAAUGGCGCUUUCGAGGUGUAGCUUAACGUGGGCACUCACAGCUGCUUCCAAAGUUGCCCGACGAAGCCCUACGCGUGGAUCGCGAGGGCACCUUAAUAACAACUCAGAUUGCCUGCCCUGCUUUUUCUUUUUUUGCUCUCUUCGGGAAAGUGCCAUAGGUGCGACUACUUAAGGUGUGUGCCUCAGCUUUGUAGGUCGUUAGAGAAUCGAGCUCACUGGAUGAUUUUAUUGCGGUCGCGCACUUAAGCUGACAUGCAGCGCUACCUAUCAGUCACCCGCUGCGAAAGAGGCAGGGAGGUUGGGUAAUGAAGAAAAAACUGCGAAUGUCCGUGACAUAUUUCUUAAAAUUUUGAAGUCAAGUUUGCUUUUACUUGUCAGUUUUUAUGUUCUUCUUAGAUCUUUAGCGUGAGAGAUUGACGGCUGCCUGUAUAGGACAUUGCACCAAGAGUAUUAUUGAACACUUGUAUGAAAGAAUUUACUUUUAUGAUUAUUAUUGUUUCAGUCAUCAGAUGAGAGACAUUUCUCACGUUACCAAGCGACGCACCAACGCUUCUUCGUUUUGAGAGAGUAGCGCCUAAUAUUUUGUUUCGCAUGCCGAGACCUGUUUCGCAUGCCAAGGAUAGCAACACUCAAGGAACGUAAGAUGGACGACCAAGAAAAACACUGCAUUUAGUUUACGUUUUGCUUUUCCACAGUGUUUGUAACCACACUUGUCAGUGCUGCGGAGCGCAGUGGGGCAGUGCAUCUUAAUUCAUUAUCUGUUAUUACAGUCAUCUGCUUGAACGAAUUUAACGUGUGUGUAUGUACGUGCAUAUGUGUGUGUGUUUCCGUAUGCAACAAAAAGUACUGUUGACCUGUUGACAGUCUUUUUUUUUUUUUGCCUUCUUCACUAAGACAAGCGUGCAUGACAGUGUAUACGCCAUAAAAAAAAACUGAUAUCUCAUCGAUGGUCGUCGAGAAACGUGUAACUCGUCUUAAAAGUUCAUUGUUCUUUAUGGCUUGUAACCAUGUAGAUGUUCUUCCAUAACACAGAUCUCUCUGUUGUGUACGUGGUUUUUUCACACAAGUACAGUUGUGCCCAGUGGUGUCUGGCGAAUGAGAGCUAUGAAACAGCUUCUAGAGUGUCACUGUGUGGAAUUUAGGUGUUAGGUGUCGUUCGUGACCUCUUUCAAGGAUGUGGAAGAAUUGGAAUAGUGAAUCUCCGCUUUUCACUGGCGUCAAAAGAAAUGCGCCCGUGUAUUCAGUGUUAUUUUUCCCCCCAGAAACCUUCCCCUCAUAUCAAACGAAACAUGCUUUUUGCCUCCUACAUGUAAAUGUCUUAAAAUGACUUUUUCAGAGCUUCGUUGGCGCGUGAUGACGGCAUUGGGCAUAAUGACGAUAUUGGUUACGUGUGACAAGCUCUUGUCCCAUGUGUAGCCUUUUGUAUCCUGUCUUUUCCUGCUCCAAACAAUAUCGUCACCUGUAAUUGUCUUAUUUAAUUUGACGCACUGUGCGCCGUUCUCGGGUGUCCUUAUACCAAGUAUACAAGGGAGAAAAAUAAACCUCCAUUCUCUUCUAAUUUUAGGUUUAGGAGUCGUUAAUGUAUGGUUAUUCUAGGGAUGGAUUGUCAUAAUCUCUCUGGGACAUUUGCCACUUGUUUGUGCCGACUAAAGAGCGCACUGUUGGAUAACGCUGAUGUAUUGCGGCCACGCACACACAUACGACACUGCCGCGCCUCCACAUGGGCGCACUAACGGUUGUUGCGAAGCCAGACGCAUCAGCACCCCGAUUACAGACGCGGUCUGUCGCUUGGCCUAGAGGUUUCUGACGCUGUACUGCUUGCUACGAUAAAUCUGUUUUUAGUGGCAAGAGCACCGAGCGAGACUACCAGACGUCUGCAGAAUUUUGAAGAUGUAGAACUGUCCAUAAAUGCCUGCAAAAUUACACACACGUGAAGAAAAAUGGGUGCUUUUUUUUUCGAGAGUCAGCGUGCACUGGAACAGCGGAGAGUAAAACUUCACUGCCGCCGCACUGGGUGCGGUUGAGCCACAGCAUGCGCGAGCGUUCAUUAUUGCUCGAACAACGGGCCUCACCGCACGACCCGAACCCACACAAUUGCCACAAUGCACGUGCGUUGUCUAAGAGCACCGUUCCUAUUAAUUUUCCGCAUUUAAAAUUUUUUCAAUUUUUACCAAGUCUCCAAAGAGUAAACCAAGCAACGAACGGUGCAGAACGCUAGUACUAGAUAUAUUCUCCUUUGAUGAACUUCUGCUCAAGCACUGCUUUAGGGAAUCUGUCACGCAGGGGCGCUCGUAGACGACUGGUGCGUGCCCACGAAGCGUGGAUUAUGUGGUGCCAUCCUUACGUUAGUGAGUCGGAUCGCCGAACUGCUUGUGAUGCAGGACCUCUUCGCGAGACGGUCGGGAUUAGAAUCCUCCGGUGGCUAGGUAUUCCUUAAUAGUAUACGUUGUUGGGCUAGUUGGUUCAUAAUCUUCAAAAUUGGCUAGCGCGAAAAUCGACAAGGACUAAGAAGGAACACUGAUGUACAGGGCAGGCGUUCCUUCUUAGGACAGGACAGUGUUCCUUCUUAGUCCUUGUCGAUUUUCGCGCUAGCCAAUUUUGAAGCUAGGUACUCCGUUGAGCCAGCCUUUCAUAGCGAACGUAACGUUUCCUGCAGUUAUAGGUGGCUUACUCUUCUGGGUAUAGGCGUUGAACAGCAUUGCUGUAACCUCCAGCGAGCCUGUCGGCAAAUAUGUCACUGAAGGCCGAUACACGAUGUACGGCACUGCUACAAAGAAUGUGCGAAGGACAAAAGGUUCUCGUCCUUGCGCAUAUAAUUCCUGCACCACUUGUUUGUUCACGUAGCACGUUACCAACAAGAAAAAGUGUUGGGGUCAUUGACCAAGUCGACAUUUCGUUGACAUACACGUCCCACAUUUUCACAAUGCAGCAGGUGCUGACUCGUCAUCUGCUUAGGUACGCAUCACGUGACGUAAGGAUCUGUAACCAUGCCCUAAGUUUAUUUCGGGUAGUAAGCAACUUUUGAUUCGGUCGCUGAUCAUGACUGUUUUUUUUAUGAUAAUCAAACUGUCGGUAAAUGUUGGAGCUUUGAUGCCCGGCUCAGAAACGUUCCCCGGCAUUCGCUCUUCUUCCGCGUUUGGAUGUUGACUAAAAUACUGGAACCACUAUCGCAACGGAUAAGGGUAGCUUUUAGUGGAUGCGACGUUACGUAUCAACAACCUUGCCUAUCUCCUUGUUGAAUGUGUACUCGCCGGUUCCACUAAAAUUGCAUGGCGCAAAUUGCUUUUAACUCUGAUGCCUUUAGAAAGAAAAAAUAGGGGGGGGGGGGGGGGGGGUCAGAAAACUCAAAAAUAGUAGCAAUCCGCCUGUCAUUUUCCUGUGCCUCCGAGAUCAGAAGACAUUUCGCCACUUUUCCGCUGGGGGAGGGCGCAUGCGCCGGGGCGUCGUGAACAAGGCGGAUGUCACAGCGAAGCGCGAUUUGCUAGGAAUACAUACGAACUAGUCCAGCUUACCACUCCUUUGCUAUGAAAUUUGUACCGUUAAGUAGGAGGUCGCUAAUUGAGGUGUCGUUCCGAAUGUAAAUCAAAAAGAAGCAGUUAACAUAGACUCGUUUUAUUACUUGUCCGCUGGGCCGAGCUUUUCUUAUGUUCUAUGUCACCGGAGGUGCGGGCGUGGGCGCUUUUGCGUGUAUACGUUGAGGGAAAAAACGUGUUGGAUGUAUAUGUGAUGGAUGCCGUGCGUUUCGAGGUUGUUGGAUGAUGCCUACUUGUUUGCGGGAAGCCGACGCGCCGAGCUGCUUUUCCAGCUGUUGGUCCGACGGUGUGUGACGCGAAUUGUGUGCUCUGCGAGAGUGUUGUCUCUCUCAUUCGUUUCUACGUGUUUCUUGUGAAAAGGCGGAGGCCGAGUGCUUUCUGGCGCUGUUUUACUAAGCGGCCAUGUUUGAAUGUGAACGGGGCUUAUAUAGGGGAAAUCAUACGGGGACGGCGAAAGCCGAGAACUGAUGUCUCUGGUGCAGAUAUUGAAGAAAUAAAAAAAAGGAAAAUAUAUUGUUAGUUGUUCUCGCUGUAAAAGCAUGAAGCCGUGCGAAACUGUUUUGUGUGUGUUUCUCAUACUUGUAUAGUGCUGAAAAAAAGGUUUGUAUACUAUACAUUGCGACUAAAAGAGUAUAUUAUAUAUACUAUAUGUUAUAACUUGGUGAACAUCCCUAAGUAUCCCUCGCCAACUGUUCUUACGUUUUAGUGGCCUCCUUUAUAUCGUGUUCCUAUUUUAAGGAACAUUGUUUUAUAGCUGUUCACUCAUUUCCUUAGCUAUUUUUCUGCCUGUAGAUGUUUCUCCUCUGUUUUACACGUGCAUAUAUCUCUUCAGGUGCCAAUUUGACCGUCUGUAUACAUUCCCUACACGAGCCGUUUGUUGCAUGCUUAAGUAUCUGCGACUUGUUUCUUAUCAACCUCUGCCCUUUGUGACCUUCCCUUUUUUUUCUUCUUUGCAUCACAGUAUUGUGCCUUCGUUCGAGCUUCUUCAACGAAGUCUUGUAGAAAUCCUGGCCACAAUUCUUUUUUUUUUUUCGCGGUGCGUAGCUGUUACUUUCGGAAUGAUGUAUACAUCUAUGUGUUAUGUAAAUAAACAUGUCUCUCAAA
Messenger RNA from Rhipicephalus sanguineus (brown dog tick), 6601 nucleotides. RefSeq names its product neural cell adhesion molecule 2. Gene Ontology annotation, molecular function: protein binding. Lineage: Eukaryota; Metazoa; Arthropoda; Arachnida; Ixodida; Ixodidae. The record is from RefSeq and is a predicted model, not a curated record. The coding region runs from base 1 to 1524 and encodes 507 amino acids. The transcript has 9 exons. Gene Ontology annotation, cellular component: membrane. Gene Ontology annotation, biological process: cell-cell adhesion.